Messenger RNA from Pteropus alecto (black flying fox), 1198 nucleotides. RefSeq names its product olfactory receptor 4K15. Gene Ontology annotation, cellular component: membrane. The record is from RefSeq and is a predicted model, not a curated record. Gene Ontology annotation, biological process: G protein-coupled receptor signaling pathway. Bases 138 to 1112 code for a protein of 324 amino acids. The transcript has a single exon. Gene Ontology annotation, molecular function: olfactory receptor activity; G protein-coupled receptor activity. NCBI's taxonomy places the organism in Eukaryota, Metazoa, Chordata, Mammalia, Chiroptera, Pteropodidae.
CUCAGAUACAUAAAUAUAAGUAGAAAUUUGAAUCCUUACGGAUCAAAGUGGAAUGGGGAAAUUAAACUCAUGGUCAGUUCAUUGAUUUCUUUUUCUCUCCUAUUCAGGUGACUGAAGAUAAGUUUCUUCCAAAGUCAAUGAAUGAGACAAAUCUUUCCUGGGUGACCGAAUUUGUGUUGCUGGGACUCUCUAAUUCCCAGGAGCUCCAACCUUUCUUAUUUCUCAUAUUUUCUCUACUUUACCUAGCAAUACUACUGGGCAACUUCCUCAUCAUCCUCACUGUGACCUCAGAUUCCCGCCUUCAUACCCCCAUGUACUUUCUGCUUGCAAACCUCUCUUUUAUUGAUAUAUGUGUCGCCUCUUUUGCUACUCCCAAAAUGAUUGCAGACUUCUUGGUUGAGCGCAAGGUAAUUUCUUUUGAUGCCUGCCUGGCCCAAAUUUUUUUUGUUCACCUUUUCACUGGCAGUGAAAUGGUGAUCCUUGUAUCCAUGGCUUAUGACCGUUAUGUUGCUAUAUGCAAACCUCUUCACUACAUGACAAUCAUGAGCCGCCGUGUAUGUAUUGCUCUUGUUCUUUUCUCUUGGUUUGUGGGCUUCAUCCAUACUACUAGCCAGUUGGCAUUUACUGUUAACUUGCCUUUUUGUGGUCCUAAUCAGGUAGAUAGUUUUUUCUGUGACCUCCCUCUAGUGACCAAGUUGGCCUGCAUAGACACUUAUGUUGUCAGUUUACUAAUAGUUGCAGACAGUGGCUUUCUUUCUAUGAGUUCCUUCCUCCUCUUGGUUGUCUCCUACACUGUGAUACUAAUUACAGUCAGGAAUCGCUCUUCUGCUAGCAUGGCAAAGGCCCGCUCCACAUUGACUGCUCAUAUCACUGUGGUCACACUGUUCUUUGGACCAUGCAUCUUUAUCUAUGUGUGGCCCUUCAGCAGCUAUUCAGUUGACAAAAUCCUUGCAGUGUUCUAUACCAUCUUUACUCCCAUUUUAAACCCAGUUAUCUAUACUCUAAGGAAUAAAGAAGUAAAGUCAGCUAUGUCAAAACUGAAGAGUCGGUAUCUGAAGCCUGGCCAGGUUUCUGCAGUCAUAAGAAAUGUUCUUUUCUUAGAAAUGAAGUAAACUUACAGGACUGUAACCACAUAGCCUUGUGUCUAGAAAAUUACAAACAGAAUCAUUGUGAUGUUAAAGCAAAUCAUUCUGACCAG